Messenger RNA from Bipolaris sorokiniana ND90Pr, 306 nucleotides. RefSeq lists its product as uncharacterized. The coding region runs from base 7 to 186 and encodes 59 amino acids. The transcript has a single exon. The record is from RefSeq and is a predicted model, not a curated record. NCBI's taxonomy places the organism in Eukaryota, Fungi, Ascomycota, Dothideomycetes, Pleosporales, Pleosporaceae.
CGCCAAAUGCUCCCUGGCUAUACUUGUGUCAAGCGUCUGUCUGGUAAUACGCUGACAGUCCUCGUCGCCGUCACCGUGAUCGUCGCAACCGCUCCUCGCUACGGUUGGCAAUCACCUGGGACCGGCCCUGUCCACCCUUUUAUUUGUUGCUCCCGUACAAUGGAGGCGACAUUGCUCGUCACAUGAACUCGCAUAGUCACACAUGUCCCAUUCCACAAGUUGGUCGUAUACAUCCAUCCAUACGUUGGUGACGUGCUUCUUCUUUUGUGCCAAUUACUGCUCGAUGCAGACCUGGCGUCCUGCACU